UUCGCAAUUCGCAAAACUACAAAUAUAAACAAAUUAAAAAGGGAAAAAAACAGAGCAAACCCGCCACUCGUUUUCGAUUUCGUUCCCAGAUUUUUCUCACUCCUUGUAGAUCUCACAGCUCUCUCUCUCUAGGAAUCGCCGGAGAAAACGAGAGAGAGAGGACAUGGUGGUGGUUCAUGGAGUGUCUCUGACUCCAGGUGUUCUCGUCUCAUCCUUCCCUCUUCCCCCCUUCUCUUCUUCCAAUGCGCGAUCUCUCAACUCCACCGUCUCUUUCUUCCUGAAUAAACGCCCUCUCUCUCGGAAGAUCUUCGCUGGGAAUCAAUCUGCUAAGUUUAAUUCUAAGUCACAAGCCGUCUCGAAGAAAGUCCUAGUACCUGAUAAUGUUGAUGAUGGUGCUUCCUUGGUGACUGAUGAUGCUCUACAAGGUCCCAGCAGCGUUUCACAAGCACCACAGAUAUUAAAUCUAGAAAGUCAAACAAUGGAAGAGGACGGCACAGUAAUAACAGAAGACCAAGCGUCUGUUUCCGUUAAUUCGAGUAGGGUCGUCAAGGAGAAAGAGGUGAAGCCAAGAACUGUUCCACCACCUGGUAAUGGGCAGAUAAUAUAUGAGAUAGACCCCAUGUUGCAGAGUUACAAAGACCAUCUUGAUUACCGUUAUAAACAGUAUAGAAGAUUGCGAGAGGAAAUAGACAAGUAUGAGGGUGGUCUGGAGGCAUUCUCUCGUGGCUAUGAAAAGUUAGGAUUCUUGCGCAGUGAUGCCGGUAUAACUUAUAGAGAGUGGGCGCCUGGAGCUAAGUCUGCAUCACUAAUUGGAGAUUUCAACAACUGGAAUCCUAAUGCAGAUAUCAUGACUCGUAAUGAAUUUGGUGUUUGGGAGAUCUUCUUGCCCAACAACACGGAUGGUUCGCCAGCAAUCCCCCAUGGCUCACGUGUAAAGAUUCGUAUGGAUACACCAUCUGGCAUUAAAGACUCAAUUCCUGCUUGGAUCAAGUUCUCGGUGCAAGCUCCAGGUGAAAUCCCGUUCAAUGGCAUAUACUAUGAUCCUCCAGAAGAGGAGAAGUAUGUAUUCAAACAUCCCCAACCAAAGAGACCUAAGUCGCUGAGGAUUUAUGAGUCACAUGUUGGCAUGAGUAGCACGGAACCGAUGAUCAAUACUUAUGCUAAUUUUAGAGAUGAUGUGCUUCCACGUAUCAAAAAGCUUGGCUACAAUGCUGUUCAAAUCAUGGCUAUACAAGAACAUUCAUAUUAUGCCAGCUUUGGAUACCAUGUCACAAACUUCUUUGCCCCUAGCAGCCGUUGUGGGACCCCAGAGGACCUAAAAUCACUGAUAGAUAGAGCUCAUGAGUUAGGCCUGAUCGUUCUGAUGGAUAUCGUUCACAGCCAUGCUUCAAAAAAUACAUUGGAUGGACUGAACAUGUUUGAUGGAACUGAUGCUCACUACUUCCACUCUGGACCUCGGGGUUACCAUUGGAUGUGGGACUCGCGUCUUUUCAAUUAUGGGAGCUGGGAAGUGCUACGGUAUCUUCUUUCAAAUGCUCGGUGGUGGCUAGAAGAAUACAAGUUUGAUGGAUUCAGAUUUGAUGGUGUUACCUCAAUGAUGUAUACGCAUCAUGGACUCUCGGUUGGAUUUACUGGAAAUUACACCGAGUACUUUGGCUUGGAAACUGAUGUGGACGCUGUGAAUUAUCUGAUGCUGGUAAAUGAUAUGAUUCAUGGGCUCUACCCUGAAGCGGUUACCGUUGGGGAAGAUGUUAGUGGUAUGCCAACAUUCUGCAUUCCUGUCCAAGAUGGUGGCGUUGGAUUUGACUACCGUUUACACAUGGCCAUAGCUGAUAAGUGGAUAGAAAUUCUCAAGAAGCGAGAUGAGGACUGGAAAAUGGGCGACAUCAUUUACACGCUUACCAACAGAAGGUGGUCAGAGAAGUGUAUUGCAUAUGCUGAGAGUCACGAUCAAGCUCUUGUUGGUGAUAAAACAAUUGCCUUCUGGUUAAUGGACAAGGAUAUGUAUGACUUCAUGGCGGUAGACAGACCAUCAACUCCUCUUGUUGAUAGAGGAAUAGCUUUGCAUAAAAUGAUCAGGCUUAUAACCAUGGGAUUAGGCGGUGAAGGCUAUUUAAAUUUUAUGGGGAACGAGUUCGGACAUCCAGAAUGGAUCGAUUUUCCCAGAGGCGAGCAGCGUCUUUCUGAUGGGAGUGUGAUUCCUGGGAACAACUUCAGUUAUGACAAAUGCAGGCGCAGAUUUGAUCUUGGAGAUGCGGAUUAUCUUAGAUACCAUGGACUGCAAGAGUUUGAUCGGGCAAUGCAAAAUCUUGAAGAGAAAUACGGUUUUAUGACUUCGGAGCAUCUUUUCAUAUCAAGAAAAGACGAAGGAGAUAGAGUAAUCGUGUUCGAAAGAGGUGAUCUGGUCUUCGUCUUCAACUUCCACUGGACCAGCAGCUACUUUGAUUACCGCAUUGGUUGCUCCAAGCCAGGCAAAUACAAGAUCGUAUUGGACUCGGACGAUCCUCUGUUUGGUGGAUUCGGCAGGCUCGACCGCACGGCAGAGUAUUUCACAUUUGAGGGCUCAUAUGACGGACGACCCUCCUCGUUCAUGGUCUACACACCAUGUAGAACUGCCGUGGUUUACGCUUUAGCAGACCGUGAUGAUGGUCUCGAGACUUUGGGUCCAAAACCGUAAGCAGAGAAGAGAAAGAGUGUGAACAAAAUGUCACUGAGAAUGUAAAGUCUGUAAACGAAAAUAUCUAAAACACUAAACCGGAGAUAUAGCUCUUGAUUAACUAAGAAAGCCAGUUUGUAAUAACCGGAAUAAACCGAUGUUGGGCCGUGAACGGCCCAGCUGGUUUGUCUUAAAAUUGCAAAAACGAAGCUUGAAAAAUCA
This is a messenger RNA of Brassica oleracea var. oleracea, 2878 nucleotides long. RefSeq names its product 1,4-alpha-glucan-branching enzyme 2-2, chloroplastic/amyloplastic. Gene Ontology annotation, molecular function: cation binding; hydrolase activity, hydrolyzing O-glycosyl compounds; 1,4-alpha-glucan branching enzyme activity. Bases 164 to 2677 code for a protein of 837 amino acids. The transcript is spliced from 22 exons. The record is from RefSeq and is a predicted model, not a curated record. NCBI's taxonomy places the organism in Eukaryota, Viridiplantae, Streptophyta, Magnoliopsida, Brassicales, Brassicaceae. Gene Ontology annotation, cellular component: cytoplasm. Gene Ontology annotation, biological process: starch metabolic process; glycogen biosynthetic process.